Messenger RNA from Vicia villosa (hairy vetch), 675 nucleotides. RefSeq lists its product as uncharacterized. Bases 1 to 675 code for a protein of 224 amino acids. Lineage: Eukaryota; Viridiplantae; Streptophyta; Magnoliopsida; Fabales; Fabaceae. The transcript has a single exon. The record is from RefSeq and is a predicted model, not a curated record.
AUGGCAGAUUUCUUUGGAGCCCCUCAAACUUCUACUAGACGAAGGAAUAACCAGGCUACCGUUCGAGAAGACGAACAAAUCUUGACACCUGUUCAAGAUUUAGUUCAGCCAUCUAGGCAAAGACCCGGUGAAAGAAAUCAAGUGAUAGAUUUAGAAAAUCAGAACCGAAGGACCAAUACUGGUCAACAUGAAGUUCUCGAAGAACAGCCUAGGGUAGUCGUAGUUAAUAGGGACCAACAUCAAGAUGAAGUAUUGCAGAGGGUUAGGAGAGACAAUAUGGCGACAGAAAAUAACCUAACCACCCUGAUAGAAAGAAAUAUGGCCAAUAAUGGCCUUAAUACUGGACUUCAACGUCCAAAUUACACUUCCUAUGUAGCGGAGUAUAUUCUGCAGACUGAACUACCAAGGGGUACCAAAGUACCCAAAUUUACAAAAUUUUCAAGGGAUACUAGUGAAUCAGUUGUAGAACACAUAGCCCAAUAUUUGACAGAGGCUGGUGAUUUAGCAGGAAACGAGAAUUUGAGAAUUAAAUAUUUCCCUAGUUCGUUAACAAAAAAUGCAUUUACGUGGUUCACCACUUUACCUCCAAAUUCCAUAGACACUUGGGCACACUUGGAGAGGAUGUUCCAUGAACAAUUCUACAUGGGACAAGAUGCUUCACAGUUGAAUACUUGA